AUGGCGGACUCCGACAGCGACUACGCGAGCGACGACGAAUCGACGAUCGACGAGAGCGAGUUCACGUGCGAGAACCCGGAUGUGGUGACGAAAUAUAAGAUCGCGGCGGACUGCGCGAACGCGGCGAUGAAGGAGGUGCGCGCGGCGAUCGCGGUCGGGGCGAAGGUUGUGGAUUUGUGCGCGCUCGGCGACGCGGCGAUCGAGCGAGAGACGGCGAAGUAUUACAAUAAAAAGGAUAAGGAUGGGAAUAAGGUGGAGAAAGGGAUCGCGUUUCCGACGUGCGUGUCGAUCGAUAACUGCGUGUGCCAUAACUCGCCGGACGCGAGCGAUGCGAAGACGAUCGAGGACGGGGCGAGCGUGAAGAUCGAUUUGGGGGCGCACGUGGACGGGUACGUGGCGACGACGGCGACGACUGUCGUCGUGGGCGGUAAACCGGUGACGGGGGCGCAGGCGGACGUGAUGAAGGCGGCGGAGUUGGCGAGUGAAAUCGUCAUUCGUAAGCUCAGGCCGGGGGCGUCGACGGGGGAAAUCGGCGGCGUCAUCGAGGGCGUGGCGAAGGAUUUCGGCGUCAACGUCGUCGAGGGCGUGAUGACGCAUAACAUGAAGCGUUUUAUCAUCGACGGUAACAAGGUGAUUCUGAACAAGUCUACGCCGGAGAUGAAGGCUGAUCCCGAGGAGAUUGAGCUCUAUGAAGUCUACGCGUUGGACAUUGUCAUGUCGAGCGGCGAGGGCAAGCCCAAGCAAAGGGACGAGAGAGAAACCAAGGUUUACAAGCGCGCCAUCGAAAAGAACUACCAGUUAAAGAUGCAAGGUUCGCGCGCGGUUUUCUCGGAAAUCUCAAAGCGAUUCCCCACCAUGCCCUUCACCGCGCGGGCGUUGGAAGAGAAGCGCGUCAACUUUGGCCUCGUCGAAUGCUGCAACCACGGGUUGUUGCACGCCUACCCGGUGCUUUACGAAAAGGAUGGUGCCGCCGUCGCGCACGUCAAGAGCACGUUCUUAGUGUUGAAGAAGGGCAACGAUCGCAUCACGACCUUUGAGCCGCAAGAGGUGCAAUCGGACAAGUCGCUUAGCGACAACGCGUUGGUCGAACUCAUCGCGACCGAACUCAAGCCGAAGCCCAAGCCCAAAAAGAAGAAGUGA
Molecule: messenger RNA, 1140 nt
Organism: Ostreococcus lucimarinus CCE9901
Lineage: Eukaryota; Viridiplantae; Chlorophyta; Mamiellophyceae; Mamiellales; Bathycoccaceae
Exons: 2
Coding region: 1-1140 (379 amino acids)
Source: RefSeq, a predicted model, not a curated record